Molecule: messenger RNA, 8920 nt
Organism: Camarhynchus parvulus
Lineage: Eukaryota; Metazoa; Chordata; Aves; Passeriformes; Thraupidae
Gene: SLC16A7
Product: solute carrier family 16 member 7
Exons: 5
Coding region: 311-1753 (480 amino acids)
Biological process (GO): transmembrane transport; monocarboxylic acid transport
Cellular component (GO): membrane
Molecular function (GO): monocarboxylic acid transmembrane transporter activity
Source: RefSeq, a predicted model, not a curated record
AGCCCCGCGGAGCCGGGUUGGGCAGCCCGGGAGGCGUCUCCUCCGCAGCCCCCGCCCCCCCGCGCCGGUGCUGAACGCCUCGGCCGCUCCCCGGCAGCACCCCCGGGACAGCAGCACCCGGGCCUCCCUCCCUGCCGCCCGGCCCGGGCUCUCCCGCCGCUACGCCGCUGCAGAGGACACCUCAUGGAAAAUAAAUAAAUUAAUUCCCCCACUCACCCCCGCGGCCGGGAGACGAGCCGGCGGCGGCCGCGGGAUUAGAUCCAGUCCGAGCUAGAGACCAGUCUAAUUGGAGGAGAGACAGAGACCAAAAAUGCCACCUGCAACAGGAGCGCCAGAUUACCCACCUCCUGACGGAGGCUGGGGAUGGGUUGUGGUCUUUGGGGCUUUUAUCUCUAUUGGAUUUUCCUAUGCCUUCCCCAAAGCCAUCACAGUGUUCUUCAAAGAAAUACAAGAGAUCUUCCACACAUCAUAUAGUGAGAUAGCUUGGAUAUCAUCAAUAAUGCUUGCUGUCAUGUAUGCAGGAGGUCCCAUAAGCAGCAUUUUGGUGAAUAAGUAUGGUAGUCGGCCUGUGAUGAUAGCAGGGGGUAUCCUCUGUUCUUUUGGAAUGAUUGCAUCCUCUUUCUGCAAUAGUGUCCUUGAGCUGUAUAUAUGUAUCGGUGUGGUUGGAGGUCUGGGUUUAGCAUUCAACUUACAGCCUGCCUUGACCAUGAUUGGCAAGUAUUUCUAUAAGAAGCGUCCCAUCGCUAAUGGAUUGGCAAUGGCUGGAAGUCCAGUGUUUCUGAGCACAUUGGCACCUCUCAAUCAAUUCCUCUUUAAUGCUUUUGGCUGGAAAGGAAGCUUUCUUAUUCUGGGAGGACUUCUUUUGAACUGCUGUGUGGCUGGGUCACUAAUGAGACCUGUUGGACCAAAAAAAGUCCCUCCUGUGAAAAAAGAUGUUGAAAAAGGCACAGGAGAUUCUGCCUUGCACAAAAACAGCAAGAAGUCUUGUUGGCAAACUAUGAAUAAGUAUCUAGAUCUGUCCCUUUUCAAACACAGAGGGUUUCUGAUAUAUUUGUCAGGAAAUGUCAUUAUGUUUAUUGGUUUCUUUGCUCCAAUAGUAUUCUUGGCUCCUUAUGCCAAGCACAAGGGAAUUGAUGAAUAUUCUGCUGCUUUUUUGCUCUCUAUCUUAGCCUUUGUAGACAUGUUUGCUAGGCCUUCCAUGGGACUUGUAGCAAACUCCAGGUUUAUCCGGCCAAAGAUUCAGUAUUUUUUUAGUUUUGCUGUCUUGUACAAUGGAGUCUGUCAUAUCUUGUGCCCUCUGGCAGAAAAUUACACUGGCUUGGUGAUAUAUGCUGUAUUUUUUGGGUUUGCAUUUGGAAUGGUUAGCAGCGUUCUUUUUGAGACCUUGAUGGAUCUUGUUGGAGCUUCCAGAUUUUCCAGUGCGGUGGGACUUGUCACCAUUGUGGAAUGUUGCCCUGUGCUCAUAGGCCCUCCUCUAGGAGGUUGGUUAGUAGAUGUUACUGGGGAAUACAAGUACAUGUAUUUUGUCUGCGGAGUGAUUGUGACUGUGGCCAGUAUCUGGUUGUUCAUUGGCAAUGCCAUCAACUACAGGCUUUUGGCAAAAGAAAAGAAGUUAGAAGAUGAGAAGCAGAAAGCACAGAAGAACGCUGACCCAAAGGAAGCAGAACCAUUAACAAACAAUGAGAAUGAAGAUGCUUCCAGCAGAGCUGAUAAAGCUCCUGAAGAUCCAUCAGAAAGAGAAACCAAUAUUUAAUCUGAAAUAUAGCUAAGAAGGCAAUAUUUAUGACUUCCAUUAGGAAUAUGUCUUCAAGACACAGGCCAGGUUUUGUGGUAAAAAUGAUCAGUCACAAUAUUGGAUGGGAACAGAUUUUUGCCCUAUGGCAAGACUCAAAGCUAAAUUACUAUCUACAGUUUAUUUGUUUCAGAGAUACAAAAUUAUGAUUACAGAGAUAGUGACUCAAUGCAAAUGAGUCCAUUGAAUUUUGACUCUGGACAAUCAAGAGUCAGAUAAAACAUGCUAUAAAGCCUUCCAAUGACAAACAGUUUUGUUUCAGAAGUGUAUCUAGUGCAAGAGUAUCUCCUACUCUUAUUUGGGAAGAUACUUGCAUUCACCUUUAUGAUGUGGUUAAAGUCUUUUGAAAUAAUCUGUCCAAAUUCUACUUGCCAUUAAUAUUAAAGAGAACAUAAAGUCAAAGAUUUGUUUCAAAAGAGACAUUAUACCUGACUGUAGCACACUGAAACAUUCUUCUCUUUUGUACACCCACUAGAUAAAAAAUAUGGCUGCAUAAGCAAUUAUGGAUAUAAAAGUUAAGUGUAGGAGACAAAUAAUUGGUGAACACCCCUCUAAAAUGCAAUAAAAAGCUGAUUUAUAAUAUAUUCCAGAAGUAGUUUCCUCCAGUGAUAGCUGAUUACAUAGUACUUCAAUAUAUACAUUUGAAUUCAAAGUAUGUUCAUACCUUGCUAAUUCAAACUAGCUAAAAUCUGCCUGUACAUAAAAGGUUUAAACCCAAGUUUUACAUUUCUAACAAGAGUGGCAAUCAGUUUGUUUGCCUAUGUAUUCCUGUGUAGCUGAAGGAUCUGGAUCAGACUGUGAAGCCAUUUUCCUAAAGGGACUAGAUUCAUAAUCUGCUGAUGUUAAAAGGAUACUAACGCUUGGCUUUUGUGGCCUUAAUGAGUUUCAUGACAAUGACUUCAAAGUAGAUGUUUGGCUUUAUUGACAAGUCGUUAGUUGUUUGAUGAUGUCUUGAGAGAAGAUUUAAGAUCUAACUUCUGAUCUUUGCAGAUGGGUAGCUUCCCAGUUCCCACUUCCCUUUCCCAGGAAUUUAGUGAAAAGCUACUUCUUUUUUUGUAGUGCUGCUUUGAGCAAAAGUGCUGCAAGGCACCUUGACAAUGCCAGUCUGGAAGCUUUGUAUUGACGCACUAGUUUUAUGCAGGAUGUUUAGUCUUGUGUCUACAAUUUCAUGCAGACCAUCAUAUAAAUUAAAAUGUACACAAUUGUUCCCCUUCCUUUAGACAAAACAAGGCAUAAACCUACAAUUUUACUUUACACAAAUCGUUUAGUACUGCUUUGAAAGUUAAAAGUGCAAGCUUCUGAAGAUAAUAUGUGAAAUUAUUUCUGUUCUAUUUCUAGGUAAGGAAAGGUGCUAUUCAUUUUGGAGGGAUGCUUAUAAACACCUCAAAAAUUGUGAAAAUUAAGGGUCUGAUUCAUAAAAUAUUUAUGCUCUGUUUAUGCAGGAUACACCUACACUCAAUUCCAGGAAAAGAAAAUUAUUCAUUUUAGUCCUCUUCUAAAUCUCAAAAAGUUGGAAAUAUAUUGGACAGAGAGCUAACUGUGAUAAACACACUUUGAAGUGCCAAUAAUUAAAUUAAAAACUCAAUAGUAAAAUCUAGUAGAUAUGGGAGGGCUUUUAAGAAAGUAAUUUCUUUAUAUUAUUAUGUUCAAAAUUAUUUUAAUUUUUCUUCUAAAAAUAUGGAUAGUGCUUGCUUCUGUUUUACUGGUUUAUCAUUUUAUAAAGUUCCACAAUAAUGCUGAGUUUUUAAAAUUUUCUCAUCACUGUUUUGGGGAGAAAUAUGAAUCUACUCUCAUCAUGGUACAGAAUUAAGUACCUACUUUUUGCCUAGUUAUAUUCAGGAAAACCAAACUUCUCCAACAAAUCCUAUAAAUUUUUAGGAGCAUCAGAAUCAAAAUAUGUGCAUUUCAGAGUUUUGGGAUAAAAUAUGGGUUGCAUGUUCAGACUCAAGCUGUGUACUUUGUAAAGAGGAAUGAUUCAGUCCCAGUAAAAUUACAGUUCCUCUCCCAAGCCCCAGCUUCAGAGAGGAAGUAAAUACAUUGCACCUCCAUCCAAACCUUAGCCUUGCCAGAACCCCAUGACAUGAAGCAUUGCUCUCUUUAUGGCUGUACAAACAUACUGAGUGAAUUCCAGGAGCUGUGAAGGCCUUGUGUGCCCGUAGCCAGAAAGGGAUGAGUUUCAUAGAUACUAAGCUUUCAUACAGUGAGGAUUAUCAGUUAUAAAUACUGGAUUAUGAAAGAUGAACUGAAAUUUUAGCUGAAGAGUGCUCAUCAAGAACAUCACUCUGCUCUCGAUAGCCACUGAUAGAAAUGCAGAGAUUAUUUGAAAAGAGAUUAAUACAGGAACUGAACCAAAAUGUCUGAGGUAAAAUUGUAGGUGCUUAUUGUUAUCUCUUUGCAAUAAAGGAGCAUGAUUAAGAAUAAGGGUAGAAUACAAGAAGUGUCAGCUUUUGACUGAAGGCUGUUGAAAGUUGCUGUUGAGUAAAUAAAGGAUUCAGAAAAAUGAUGAUAAAAAAAAGUCUCUCAGGAAAUAUGCAGGCAACUUGCCUGUUCUAUGCAGGAUCUCAGAAUACAAAACAACAUAGGAAAUAAGGGAAAAACAAAGUUCCUUGAGCCACAGACACAUCUGACCACUAGUUGCAAAAAUUAUCUCACUAUCUCAGAGGAAAUAAAAAUUUCUGUAAACACUCUACAGAGAUGCUACUCUUUCAUCUCUGGUCCAUUAUGUUAAAAGUUAAUAGGAGUGCAAGAGCUGCUUUACCACCACUCAACAAUGUGCAGUUUUUAAACCCAUAAGGCAAAAUGAUGUGGCAGGCAACUAGAGUGAUAUAAAGUAGGAAGAGCCAAGUUAAACAUUUCCUUACACCUCUUUCAUUACUCUUUCUCUUAAUAAUAGCAACAAAAUAAAACCCAUCAGCAUACUCUUGAUAUUACUGAAUAGUAAAGAAGUUAAAACCCAGAAAUGAGUGAAGAAAAUUGGAACUGUAUCUAUGCAAAAACUGCCUCAAAUUAAAAACCUGUGUCUUCCAAAUGACAGGUCCUAAAGGGGCAAUUGCCUAGUACAGGUAGCUCUUAUUCCUAAAAGUAGUGAUAAUAAUAAAUUGCCUUGAAUCAACUUUAUUCUGAACCUCAAGUAGCAAAAUGAGUAUAACUUGCCUUCAAACUCCUGAAUAUCACUCCUACUUGCACUGACCUGUAAUUUGUACUGUAAAUCAUUUCAUUGCUACAUUUCUGCUUUUGAGAUUAGACCUGGGUAUAUACAUAAUUUCUCUGAAUUGCUCUGGUUUCUCUUAAUUACCUCACCCUCAGUUUGAACCACUGAAGGGUCAGUACUAACACAUUCCCCUGAUCAGUGAUGAAGAAAUUUACCCCAACUUUCUAGCACAUGCGUCUCUUAUGCGCUCUAAGAAUCUGUAGUCUCAGUCAGCACAAGCAAAUCCGUAAUUGGUCUUGUUUUCCUUUAUACUCAUGUGUACUUCAUUCUUUUAAUUUCUCUGGUACAGUAUUGCUAAGCCUGAUUGCCCUUUUUCUCUUCUAGAAAAUAUAAUGUGAAAAUUUUAAAAGUAGUAAGAAGGUGGAUAGCAUCAAUAAUAUUUUCCCCAAUUUCAUAUCAGGGUUAAAUUUCAAGUUGUUUUGAAUACAUAUCCAGAUACUUCUCUCUCUUUUGGGUUUUUUUAUGUCAUAUACUCUAUUAGCUGGAGAAUUCUCCUGUAUUACCCUUUUCAACUCCAGAGAAAGACUCUUCACUAAUAAUUCUCAGUACUAUUUCAGGAGCGUAUCAAAAUUUCACCCCUCCUAUCUCUCCCCAUUGAACUGUGGUUGCAAUUGUUGUUAAUUCUGUAUUUCCAUGAAGUUCAGAAAUGCAUCUUUUUGUAUGAAAGACUACAAUGCUUUUAUUUCAGGAGUGUGUUUUGUGAACUGCUUUGACAGGGCUAGGGAAAAUCUUACUUUAUCUUCAAAUAGAUUUUUUUAAGUGACGCUGUCCUUAUUGAGAGGAGGUACAGCUUCACUUAUGCUGAAGUGAAUGGCAGCAAUUUCACUGAUUCACAUCAAUGCAAAAUUCACAUGAGUUUUAAUGGUCGUGUUACAUAUGAGCAUCCACUGUGCUUAAAAAGCAUUUGGCAAUGUGCACAUGAUUGUUCCUCCCAGAGAAUUCUCAUUCCUUUUAAACAUUCCCCACCUCCACCACCCCAUACUUUGUUUUGAUGUAACAAAAAAUUUGGACUGGGGAUGUAGCGACUUAUCCUUAAAUAUUUCUUGGGUUUUUUUCCUGUAAUGACACAUUUUCUGUGUUGCCAAAUGCAACAUUUUUCACUUCCUUCUUUCAUGUCUGGCUGUGAAUAUUAAUGGAGAGAUAUUACUGGGAUACAUAAGUUAAAGAUACUAUAUGCAGCCAGAUUUUGGACUGCUAUCAGGAUUUCACUAAACAAAGCCAGUCACCACUUUUAUAGAUGAACAUGUUAUAAAUGACACCGACAAUUUUGCCUAUAACAAAAUUGAAUCAGGCAAUUUUUGUUAGUUUCUCUAUAGAUGACUAUUUUUCUACUCAUAGAGAGGAAUAUAAAGGGAAUUUUAAAAUAAUUAUUUUCAGAGAUGGCUUACCAGUUUUAAAAAGGCUGUUUGGAAUUUUUUUGGGGGUGGGUGCACUUCUGAUAUUUGUGCAAAUAUAUAUAAAAUGAAAGUGCUUGCAUGUACUAUCACAUUUUUGAUGAGAAUUUGCAUAAGCAUUGCUGUGUGAUUUCAACAUAAUUUGCAUGUUGUAGUUUUGCAGUUCAAAUUUUUCUCAUCAUCUACCUCUCAGCUGAAGUUUGGAGACUUGCACAACCCUGGAAGAAUAGAGUUAAAAAAAUGCAUAAUGGUAAAACCUGUACAGACUAUUAGAAAGUCUCCCAAAUAUUUAAAGCUGCUUACAUUUCUGUUUUCAAGGCAGGGCAUAUCUGUGUCCACAUCUUUGUAUCAGUUCACAUAUCUUUAAUCUUAAUCCUUACCUGUGAAUUUUUUGCAUCACUGAUCUGGUUUAAAAACUCAGUGUGUCAUUUAGCUAUCGAAAGUGUAAUGAUUUUUCUGUGAGAUGCUGGCCCACUAUUCCUUUUUGUUUUCUUACGAUUUCUGAGUUAGGGAAAGUAACAAAGUUAAUAUAUCCAAACAGUUUAUAAAACUAUUACAGAACAUUUUGCAUCCAUGAAAAAUAAAAUGUGUUUAGAAAUAAUAGCAAAUUUUAGCUUGCUUUUCCUUUAAUAGGGCAGUUGAAGGAAGUAGUCACAAAAUAUUAGAUUGGGGUCAAGGAAUGAUAAUUAUUCUUCAUGUGCUCUUUACAAAACCAGAGAUGAUUGUUCCUUCAAAGAUAUUCUUCAAACUAUUCUUGCCUUCUAGGACCUAGUACAUAUUCCACUAAAGCCAAAACAAAAAUACCAAUCAAAGAACUUUACUAGACAUUGGAGGUGAUGUGGCUUCAGUGGAGACUUCAGCCUUAUUUUCUCCAUUACAAAUCUCAGGACCAUCAGAUAUAACACAUUAAACACAGGAUUUGUUACAGCUGGCAAAUUUUCUAUGCCUGCAUAAUAUUCCCAAUGAAUCAGUCCCUAAAUUAACGCACAACAUGUAUUAUUUUAAUAGCCUAUGUAAAUAAAUUUUUUAAAAAUCCCACCAUACACUCUGAAUGUAGAUUAUAAAAUACAGAGGAUAUAUUUGAAUAAGUAUCCAAACAAGUCUGUUAACCCCAAAGGAAAUUAUUUAUUUCCGUUCAAGCCUUCUUUGAGCAGUUUAUAACCUUCAUUUUCCUUAUUUCCAGAGAAAAUGGUUUAUGUCGUCUGUGAAUGUAUAUAUGGACAUAUAUAAGGGAAUAUAUAUGCAGAUGUGGUAUGUGUAUAUAUGUAUUCCCCUAUAUAUAAAACUCUAAUUUAUAUAUAUUAUAUAUAUUUAUGUAUAUAUAAAAUAUAUAUAAUAUUUUAGAGUAAGUUGCAUGUUGUGCCUGAUAAAUGAAACACAAUUGUAAGCAAAUAAAAAACUUCCACAAAUGGCAGAAAAAUUUGAAGCUUUUUUGUAAGAGCACAUGCUAUUUUUCAGUUUCUGCUAGAUUUAUUUAUAGUAGAAAUUAAUUCAAAAAGCUGCAGUAUUACGUAACACUGGUUUCCAACCGUGACAGUUCAAAGCAGCCUAAGAUCACUGAGAAUGUUCAUUGACAUAGAUGGCAAAACCUACAUUGUUGGUGAACUUGUUGGUGGGGUGUCAUUGCUGUGGAAAUAAUAACUAAAUGAUCUCUGAUCAGACAGCAACCAAUAUACUGAGUUUUCAGCUGAUGUGAUAUGUAUGACCAGUUCAUACAAAAUAUUGGUGGACAUGAUAUUUUUUGUAACAAGUAUGGAAAGUGAGAAUACUCAAGCCCCUGCAAACAAUAUUCCUGUUAGAUUAAUAUGUGAAAUACUCCAGAACAUUAGUAAUUAAAAACACUGACAAUAUAUCAUACCUUUUACAGAUUUUGGUGGUUUUAAUUUGUCUGCGAGUAGGCAAGCCUAUGAAAAGUCUACAUUUGGCUCUCACUCUUUAAAAAAGUUAUACUUUAAAAUUACUGGGAGAUUUUUCAGAGUAGUACAUAAGUCAUUUGCAUAAAUUCCCUUCCUUGAAGAGUGAUACAGCUGCAUUUUCCACUUACAGCCUACUUGGAAAGUUCACCAUAUCUGCAGUUUAUCAACAGAACCUGGUAUUGCUAUGCAAUAAUUAAACGUGCAGUAACCAUUGUUGUUGACUAAUAAAGUUGUUUCUUCCUUUCUGUAUUUUGCAAUACUGUAUGGUUUUUACUUGAAUAUAUUGGCUAGAUUUUUUUUUGACAAUCAUUUAUUAGCUAGAGGUGCUAUUUAUGUUCCAAAGAGAUAUGAGUGAAUGAUAACUUUCUAGAUGCCAAAUCCUUUUUUGACCUGACAAAAUUCAUUGUUCAUAAUGUAUAUUAACCCUGUAAAGUGCUUAUGCAUUGCAUUAAAUUGUAUUUAAAUCCAUUUUUGUUCAUUAACUUCUACUCCAGGCCUGUACUACUGUGUAAUAUGUCAAGUUUGUCCAUAUAUAUUUAUGGGAAAUUACAAUGAAAAUUGUGUAUAAUAAGCAAUUGGGAGAAAAAAAGAAAAAUGAAAAUAAAAU